AUGGAAAAUCUCCCAAUCGACACUUCUCAUCCCGCGGUCAGAGAUUACCUCGCGCUUAUACGGCUACAAGUACUGACGCCGCUCUCGCUGCUCAUCAACAUCGCGACGGUCAUCGUAUGCAGUGUCGUUUUGACUCCAGGACUGGGCGAGAUAUCGAGGUUAUACCCAGCGACGAUCGCUCCGAACCCGAACGUACUCUCCAUAUAUGUCACGUUCGUCUAUAUCGGCCAACUGGGCUACUGUAUACUCCUCGUGUUGGCACGUAGGCCUGAAACCAAGGCGGCGAUGGUGAAGGGCGUUGGCAUGCCGCUCGUUAUUGCGAACUGGGUGAUGGCUGGGUGGGCUAUAGCUUGGGUUUUACAAGCUUUCCUCGUCGCGGCAGUCGCGCAAGGCAUUUUACUCGUACUAUUGAUUUACGCCAACCUCGUAUUGCUCGUGUACCAUAGGCCGACACGGUCCAGACCAUUUGACGUGCUAUUCAUUCACGCGCCCGCACGAGCGUUCAUGAUAUGGCCCUUGAUGAUUAUGUUCCCAUAUAACCUCUUCGUGACUCUUGGUUGGACGUUCUCGCCCGGCGAGCCUCAGCACUACGCGCGGCACCAAUGGGCAGGUUUCAUUGUCAUGCUCUGCGUGAACCUAAUCGGCCUCUUGGUCAUCAUUAUCCGGCGAGACGUCGUCUGGUGCAUUUCCGCAGUAUGGAUGUGCGCGUCGGUAUGGAGCCGACAGCCGAAGCCCAUGCCUGUCUGGCUUACAUGCGUGCUGUUCACCGUCGCCCAUCCGCUCGCUCUUGUUGCAUCUUGGCUGUGGAUGCGCCUGCGCGGCCGCCGCGAGGGCCGCAUCGCGCUUGCGCCGGACGAAGACGGACAUGCUCAAGGAAAUGGCCAAGAGCAGGGAAGGCCUGGAGGGCCGAGGGAGGUGGAUGCGGAAGCACUGUGGGGAUGA
Messenger RNA from Rhodofomes roseus, 942 nucleotides. RefSeq lists its product as uncharacterized. Lineage: Eukaryota; Fungi; Basidiomycota; Agaricomycetes; Polyporales; Fomitopsidaceae. The record is from RefSeq and is a predicted model, not a curated record. Bases 1 to 942 code for a protein of 313 amino acids. The transcript is spliced from 9 exons.